AUGGCUGCACGUAUUGCCGCUUUUCUCGGUGCUUUGCCCCUUGCGGUCUCAGUUACCAUCCCCGAUAGUGCCGCCACGAAGAUCCUUCACAAGGACGUUGUCAUUCUCGGCGGAGGCGCAUCCGGGUCUCAUGCCGCCAUCAGGCUUCGCGAGGACUACAACAAGACGAUUAUCGUCGUCGAGAAACAAGCCCGCAUCGGUGGCCAUGUCGCGACCUUCACUGACCCCGAGACGGGCAACAACUACGACUACGGCGUCAACUCCUACACUGAUUACACGGGCGCCCGCGAAUUCGUCGCGCGCCUCAACGUCUCGGUCGCGACGCCCGCCCGCCUGGCCCUGACUACCACCUACGCCGACUUCAAGACGGGCAAGCCGACAAACUACUCGCUGCCGGCCGCCGCAGACACCACGGCCGCCCUGAGGACCUACCUUACGCUCUGCGAGAGGUACGAGGAGAACCUCCUCCCUUCGUACGCCAAGUUCCCAAACGUCACCGAGGGCAUCCCGAAAGAUCUCACACUGCCAUUCAUUGACUUCGUCAAGAAGUACGCUAUCGAGGCCGCCGUCCCGCGCAUCUUCCAGGUCACUGGUCUGGGUAUGGAUGACUUCGCCCGCCAGUCGACGCUGUACGUCAUGCAGACCUUUGGCGCGCCCAUCACGCGGUCCUUCUUGGGAAUCGUAGGGUCGUUCGUCCCCGUUUCCAAGAGAAACUCUGACAUCUACGACGCCAUCGCUAGGCGUCUCGGUGACGACGUCAUGUACUCUUCCACCGCCAUUCAGACAGCCCGUUCUGACAACGGCGUCGAAGUCCUCGUCGAGAGUGCGGACAAAUCGCGUACCCUCAUCCGCGCCAAGAAGCUCCUCAUUUCUUUCGAGCCGACCCUGCACAACUUGGACGGAAUCGACAUCGACGAGGAGGAAACCUCUGUCUUUGAGAACUGGAGCUGGUCCACUGUCUACGCCGGCAUUGUCUCCCACCCGUCCCUGCCCAGGCUUGCCUCCUACACCAAUACCGCCCCCACCAGGUGGAUGUCUCUCCCGGAGCUCCCCUUCGUCGGCCGCUUCGACUACCUCGGCGACGACAACUAUCGCGUCCUGGUCAGCGGCCACAGAUACUUCAACAGCCGCGAGGCGCAGAAGCUCGUCGGGGAGUCACUAAAGCAGCUCGCCGCGGCCGGGACCGUUCCUGGCCUCGGUAACGGCGCUGUUCAGAUCAAGGCCUGGGCCGACCAUGGCGCCAUGCAGCUUCACUUUGAGAGGGAAUACCUCGAGGCAGGGGCAAUCGCUAAACUAUACGCGCUCCAGGGCCGCAGGAGCACCUACUUCACCGGCGGCGCGUGGUCUGCGCAGUUCACCACCAUCUUGUGGGAGACUAACAACCAAUACGUGCUGCCCAAGCUGUUGGCCGAGUUAAUAUAUGAGGCCAACAAGUGCAAAAUUCGGGUUGACAUGCUUACGAUAGCCGUUCUCAGUGUAUCCCAAAGAAUCCUCAGCGACUUGUGUGACAGAUCGCCCGCUGCCACCAAACACCGAGUGAUACAGCUUGCAGUCAACUUCGCCCGCACUCAAAACUUGCGCCUUGUGGUCAAAAAUACCGGUCACGACUUCAACGGCCGAUCUCUUGGGUCUGGUGCUCUGUCAAUCUGGACGAACAAGCUGAAAGGACUAGAGUUCUACAAAGAUUACAACACCACAAGUUACGCAGGGUCUGCAAUGAAGGUCGGCGCAGGGGUUCUUCCGUACGAACUUUACGAAGCUGCAGAUGUGCAUGGUGUUGUCGUGGUUGGUGGAGAGGGCAAGACUGUCGGCUUCGGGGGAGGCUACAUUGCCGGCGGCGGGCACUCCCCUGUCAGCCCAUUGUACGGUCUUGCUGCCGAUCAGGUCCUCAGCAUCGACGUCGUGACGCCUGAUGGUAGAUUCAUCACUGCGACUGAGAAAAAGAACACCGACUUGUUUUGGGCUCUGCGGGGAGGUGGCGGAGGCACCUUUGGUGUCGUGACAUCGUACGUCAUCAAAGCCCAUCUCAGCCUACCCGUCAUCUCUGUUGCCAGCUUCAGCUUCGGUAUCUACGAUCACUUACGAAACAUUUCGGGAGGCUACAUGACAGCAGAAGAGGCAAACGAGCUUACUGCGCCUCUUUUUGCAAAUUGCAAGGCUUUAGGCAUUAACGUUCAACCGAACUGGUCGGAACACGCGACGUUUCUCUCGGCGUGGACAGCCGGUUUCCCAGUUGAACCUGUCGGGUCUCACGGAAAUAAGAUGGCAUCACGCCUCUUUACUAAAGAGAACCUCAAUGAUCCUGCAAAUUUCAAUACGACUUAUGAGGCUUUGAAGGGCGUUUCAGAUAGAGGAGGAAGUUUGAUUGGGUUCGGUAUCACCGGUGGCCCCGGCCCUCACCCUGAUAACGCAGUUAAUCCUGCAUGGCGGGAUGCGGCCAUGUUCGUGAUCUCUUGGGUGACUUGGGAUGCAGAUACUUCGCUUGCACGUAUAGCCGAGCUGAACAAGAACCUAACAGAGCUUUAG
Molecule: messenger RNA, 2526 nt
Organism: Colletotrichum higginsianum IMI 349063
Lineage: Eukaryota; Fungi; Ascomycota; Sordariomycetes; Glomerellales; Glomerellaceae
Product: Amine oxidase
Exons: 5
Coding region: 1-2526 (841 amino acids)
Molecular function (GO): FAD binding; oxidoreductase activity
Source: RefSeq, a predicted model, not a curated record